CACUCUUAGAACAGCUGCCACUUUCGUGGGGGACCAAGAACAGCAGCUCUGAAAACAAUGAGGGUAAACACUCAGGCCUAAUCGGGAUCCUGAAAACAAGCCAGCUGAUAAAACAUGGCGUCUACCCAGAAGGCCACAGUCUUUCAGGUGUACAAGACAAAUAAAAAUGGGUCCAAGGUAGCAGUUUCUUCACACAGAGGGGCUGAGGUUACUACCUCCGCUCCUCAGCGGACACAUGGGUAUUAUUCCUCAAGCCAGCGAGCUGCUGCUGUCUCCCUGAGUCCUCCUCCUCCUCCUGCUCCUCCUCCUCCUGCUCCUCCUCCUCCUCCUUCUUCCCAGAAAAGAGCCGAAGCUGCAUCCACCACUCACCAUUCAACAUCAGACUACCCACGCUCUGUGUGCCCACAGUCAGGGCCUGGCCUCUCUGCAGUCUCCACUUCACGGGGAACUGAGACCCGAACAAGAGUAGAGGUACCCCGCCAUCAUUCUCCUCAUCACUCUCCUCAUCGAAAGAACCAGUCAGUCCAGACACUGUCCUCCCAUCUCGCAGGAGUGAACCGGACUGUCAGUCCAGUCAGGGAAGACUCAACACGAAGAACUGAGAACAAGCCAGGGCGCGAGGUUGGCUACCAUUCCUCCAUGGCCUCUGACGCAAAAUACCGUCACUUGUAUUUCACAAGAGAAAAAGAGGAGGACCCACCCUCCAAGGUCCAGAACCCCCAGGGGGUUAAAGUACCCCGUAGGGUUUCAGCUUGCCCGAAGGAUGAAGCUAUACAAACAGAGCCCACCCGAAGGACUACUGCUGAGGUCAAAUCUUCAAGAAAUGUCUUUGUCCAAGAGCAUAGUAGUCGCACGGCUAAUACCCCUCAGAUAGUUAUUAGAAAGAUCCCUCCCCAGGAGCCAGAAGUUGGUCACAGCUCAGUACUUUCAGAACCUAAGACCUCGCAAAAGACCACGAAAUUGUCAACAGGCCUCAAAUUUUCUGUUCUUAGAGAUUUAGAUGGGGCACCACGAGCUCCUCCUCCCCCUCCCCCUCCUCCUCCUCCUCCUCCUCCUCCCCCCCAUCCCCCUCAUCCCCCUCAUCCCCCUCAUCCCCCUCUUCCUCCUCGACCAGAGCGUUCUUUCUGUAUUGAGACGAAGCCCCCAAAGAUUUUAAUAUCCGAAACGGAGCCCACUGUGAGGUCCCCACCCCGAGAACGUGAGGUCGGACGCAAGGUGACCAUCUCCCCAGGAAAACAGUCAAUGCAGUCACCUCAUCAUGUGACAUGUCGAACAGUGUCUGAAGGAACCUAUAAGUCUCCCCUAUAUUCAGAGCUUUCUCCAAAGCCCUCUACCCAAGCCACUGCAGCCUUUGAGUUGACCCCUCGGCCUUUGCCCCCUCGGUCCUUACCUAAGUAUGGGCCUGAUUGCUCAUGGUGGGCCUUACUGAAUCCUAAAGUUGAAACACCCCAAAACCAAUCCAUAUUUGAUUUUGAACCUAAGUCGCCUCCCUUCCUAGACCCUUUAGAGUCCUUUUAUGAAAUGGACUCAACCUCUUUCUGUGAGGACCUGAUGUUCCAGAGAGACAAAGCAAGCUUACCACCAUCCCCAAAGGAGUCUUUAUACCGGGUACCAUUGACAGAAGUGCAAAAGACCCCGAAGUGCACCAGCAAACAACCCUCUCAAGGGUUCAAUGCUUUCUUCCUCGAUGUUUCCGAGGAAAUGUACAACCGGAUCCUCUGGUGGCUGAAAGAUGAGGAGAUCAAGCACUUCCUGGAGGACAACAGUGAUGAUGCUGAACUGAGCAAGUUCGUGAAGGAUUUCCCAGGAAGCGAACCCUGCCACCCAACGGAGUCCAAGACAAGGGUGGCCAGGCCCCAGAUCUUGGAGCCAAGGCCCCAGAGCCCAGACCUCUGUGAUGAUGAUGUGGAGUUCAGAGCCACGUUGUGGUCCCAGCCCUCUGACAGUCAGCAGUACUUCUGUCCCCCAGCCCCUCUCAGCCCUUCCUCCAGGCCCCGCAGUCCAUGGGGCAAGCUUGAUCCUUACGAUUCCUCUGAGGAUGACAAGGAGUACGUGGGCUUUGCAACCCUCCCCAAUCAAGUUCAUAGGAAGUCUGUGAAGAAAGGCUUUGACUUUACCCUCAUGGUGGCAGGAGAAUCUGGUCUGGGUAAAUCCACUCUUGUCAACAGUCUCUUCCUCACUGACUUGUACCGGGAUCGGAAAUUGCUAGGUGCGGAAGAGAGGAUCAUGCAAACCGUGGAGAUUACUAAGCAUGCGGUGGAUAUAGAAGAGAAGGGAGUGAGGCUGCGACUCACCAUUGUGGACACUCCGGGUUUCGGGGAUGCAGUCAACAACACAGAGUGCUGGAGGCCCGUGGCUGAGUACAUUGACCAGCAGUUUGAACAGUAUUUCCGAGAUGAGAGUGGCCUGAAUCGCAAGAACAUCCAAGACAACAGGGUGCACUGCUGCCUGUACUUCAUCUCACCCUUUGGCCACGGGCUCCGGCCAUUGGAUGUUGAAUUCAUGAAGGCCCUGCAUCAGCGGGUCAACAUUGUGCCUAUCUUGGCUAAGGCAGACACACUGACACCCUCUGAAGUGGACCGAAAGAAAUGCAAAAUCCGGGAGGAGAUCGAGCACUUUGGAAUCAAGAUCUAUCAGUUCCCAGAUUGUGAUUCUGAUGAGGAUGAGGACUUCAAAUUACAGGACCAAGCCCUAAAGGAAAGCAUCCCAUUCGCGGUGAUUGGCAGCAACACUGUGGUAGAAGCCAGGGGGCGGAGAGUUCGAGGCCGGCUCUACCCUUGGGGCAUCGUGGAAGUGGAAAACCCAGGUCACUGCGACUUUGUCAAGUUGAGGACAAUGCUGGUGCGUACCCACAUGCAGGACCUAAAGGAUGUGACCCGAGAGACACACUAUGAGAACUACAGGGCACAGUGCAUCCAGAGCAUGACCCGGCUAGUAGUGAAGGAACGGAAUCGCAACAAGCUGACAAGAGAGAGUGGUACUGACUUCCCUAUCCCUGCUGUCCCACCAGGGACAGAUCCAGAAACUGAGAAGCUCAUCCGGGAGAAAGAUGAAGAGCUGCGGCGGAUGCAGGAGAUGCUACACAAAAUCCAAAGACAGAUGAAGGAGACUCACUAACUGGCUUUUGGACCUGAAUAUUUAAAUCUCUUCUACCAGCCCACGCCGGCCUCUCUCCCUGCAUCAGCUCUGCUCAGGCCCCCUGCAGCUCCUACCAGUUCGCCUUAUAUCCCUGCUGACUUCUCAGAGACUCAGAGGAAAUAAACUAACCUAUAUGUGGC
This is a messenger RNA of Rattus norvegicus (Norway rat), 3278 nucleotides long. RefSeq names its product septin 4 (gene Septin4). Gene Ontology annotation, molecular function: GTP binding. The record is from RefSeq and is a predicted model, not a curated record. Gene Ontology annotation, cellular component: cell cortex; motile cilium; axon. Lineage: Eukaryota; Metazoa; Chordata; Mammalia; Rodentia; Muridae.